Xiphophorus hellerii (green swordtail) is the source of this 2670-nucleotide messenger RNA. RefSeq names its product G elongation factor, mitochondrial 1 (gene gfm1). Bases 110 to 2356 code for a protein of 748 amino acids. The record is from RefSeq and is a predicted model, not a curated record. Gene Ontology annotation, cellular component: mitochondrion. The transcript has 18 exons. Gene Ontology annotation, molecular function: GTPase activity; translation elongation factor activity; GTP binding. Gene Ontology annotation, biological process: mitochondrial translational elongation. NCBI's taxonomy places the organism in Eukaryota, Metazoa, Chordata, Actinopteri, Cyprinodontiformes, Poeciliidae.
GUGUUUCACAACCCAGCAGUAGGAUCCCGGCGUGACAUUCACCGGGCGGCUAGCAGGUUUGGGGCCGAGCACAACCACCCGGCCUGAACUCCACCGAGCUCUCUUCAAGAUGAAGCUCCUGAAAGCGGGUCUGUGUUUGACCCGGAAUCAUCUGUUAGCACCGGGGAGCGUCACGCUGAAAAAGGUGCUUAUGAACAGCUGUCGGACCUGCUCCUCCGGGGUCGUCCCCAACGAGAGAAUCCGCAAUAUCGGCAUCUCGGCUCACAUCGACUCGGGGAAGACCACCCUGACCGAGAGGGUCCUCUACUACACGGGCAGGAUAGCAGAGAUUCAUGAGGUGAAAGGGAAGGAUGGUGUUGGAGCCACUAUGGACUCCAUGGAGCUGGAGAGGCAGAGAGGCAUCACCAUCCAGUCAGCAGCUACAUACACCAUGUGGAAGAACCACAACAUCAACAUCAUUGACACACCCGGUCACGUGGAUUUCACCAUCGAGGUGGAGCGAGCUUUGCGGGUGCUGGACGGAGCGGUGCUGGUUCUGUGUGCAGUGGGAGGCGUCCAGUGUCAGACCAUGACCGUCAACAGACAGAUGAAGCGCUACAACGUCCCCUUCCUCACCUUCAUCAACAAGCUGGACCGAAUGGGAGCCAACCCGAGCCGGGCGCUGCAGCAGAUGAGAUCUAAACUGAGCCACAACGCAGCCUUCGUGAACAUCCCCAUGGGCCUGGAGGGGAACAUGCGCGGCAUCAUCGACCUGAUAGAAGAGCGGAGCAUGUACUUUGAAGGACCGUUUGGUCAAAGCAUUCGCUACGACGAGAUCCCAGCAGAUUUCCGGGCAGAAGCUGCAGACCGCAGGCAGGAGCUGGUGGAGUGUGUCGCCAACGCUGACGAAACGUUGGGAGAAAUGUUCCUGGAGGAGAAAGUUCCUACCAAAGAGGACCUCAAGGCUGCGGUCCGCAGAGCCACAGUGCAGCGCCUGUUCAGCCCCGUGUUGGUCGGCACGGCGCUGAAGAACAAAGGCGUCCAGCCUCUCCUGGACGCCGUCCUGGAUUACCUGCCGAACCCCAGCGAAGUCAAGAACUACGCCAUCCUCAAUGAAGAGGAUUCAACAGAGAAGUCAAAGAUUGAAAUGGACCCAACCAGAGAUUCCUCAAACCCUUACGUUGGCCUUGCCUUUAAACUGGAGGCCGGGAGGUUCGGUCAGCUGACCUACGUCCGCGUUUACCAGGGCUGCCUGAAGAAAGGAGAGUACAUCUACAACACGCGCACGGGCAAGAAAGUCAGAGUUCAGAGGCUGGUGCGCCUCCACGCCGAUCAGAUGGAGGACGUGGAUGAGGUUUACGCAGGAGAUAUCUGCGCUCUGUUUGGGAUCGACUGUGCCAGCGGAGACACUUUCACAUCCAAGACCAGCUCCAACCUCUCCAUGGAGUCCAUUCACAUCCCAGAGCCCGUCAUUUCCAUGGCAAUUAGGCCAUCAAAUAAGAACGACUUGGACAAAUUCUCUAAAGGCAUCAACCGUUUCACCAGAGAGGACCCCACUUUCAGAGUAACUUUUGACACCGAGAGCAAAGAAACCAUCAUCUCAGGCAUGGGCGAGCUGCAUCUGGAGAUCUACUCCCAGAGGAUGGAGCGAGAAUACAGCUGUCCCUGUGUGAUGGGGAAACCAAAAGUGGCUUUCAGAGAGACGAUCACCAGUCCUGUACCAUUUGACUUCACCCAUAAGAAGCAGAGCGGCGGCUCCGGGCAGUACGGUAAAGUCACCGGGGUCCUGGAGCCACUGGAGCCCGAACACUACACCAAGCUGGAGUUCGAAGAUCAGACCAUCGGAACCAACGUCCCCAAGCAGUUUGUGCCGGCUGUGGAGAAGGGCUUCAGGGAGGCCUGUGAGAAGGGACCCCUCAGCGGACACAAGAUCUCAGGAGUCAGAUUCCUUCUGGAGGACGGAGCCAAUCACAUGGUCGACUCCAAUGAAAUCUCCUUCAUUCGUGCAGGAGAGGGCGCUCUGAAACAAGCAAUGGAAAAGGCCAACGCUGUGAUUCUGGAGCCAAUCAUGUCGGUGGAGAUCGUUGCGCCGCAGGAGUUUCAAGGAGUUGUCAUUGCCGGGGUGAACCGUCGCCACGGUGUGAUCACAGGCCAGGACGCCGCCGAGGGAUACUUCACUCUGUACGCUGAUAUUCCUCUGAACGACAUGUUUGGCUACUCCACAGAGCUGCGCUCCUUCACCGAGGGAAAAGGAGAGUACACCAUGGACUACAGCAGAUAUCAGCCCUGCCUGCCAGGAACACAAGAAGACCUUGUCAACAAAUACUUGGAGGCCACAGGACAGCUGCCUGCAAAAAAGAACAAAUGGAAGAACUGAGCUGCUCCCUCGCUUGUUUAUUGUUGGACUCCACAAUCGCCCAGGACAGUGUUGGAGUUCAUGAGCCAAAAGAAAAAAAAGUUCAUAUUUUGAUGUUCUUUAUCAUUUUAACCCCCCUCUCAUCCUCCACUCUGUCUAAAUCUCAUGUGAAACAUAUUUAUGUUGUUUUGAGCACCAUCUGAUCUCAACAGGCUGCAUCUGGUACUCAAACCUGAGUAGUUACUGAAACCUGUUUUCACUCACGCUGGUUUUUGUACUGUGUACAGAAUGAUAUUGAUUUGAUAAUGACUGCAAUAUAGUUUUGAUCUUCCUCA